AUGGACGGGGCACAGCAGGGUGCGCAGCAGCAACAGCCCACGCAGCAACCAGCUCCACCGGCGCAGCCAGCCCAUCCAGCGCCCGCUUCAAACGCAGAUGCGCACAAGCAGCAGCACGUCCAACAAAUCCGCUCGUUCUUGCCAUCCGCGUCGCUCGCAGCAGCAGAGAAGUCGCUCUUUCCCAACUCGAUGCCCGUCCGCCAGCUUCCCGGCAUCCACUCGUUCGCUCCCUCGCCCGCCAACUCGAGCCCGGCUGGAGGAGCUGCCUCGCCCGCUGGACCUGCAAGCGCAGGCAAGGCGGGGUCGCCUGUGGGUAGUGCUGGAGGAGCUGGCACACCGCUGGGACUGAGCGCGGGACAGGCUAGAGGAGCGGGCGGCGAGCAGAAGCGGUUUGGCGCUGGGAGCGUCUCGCCGUACGGUGCCAUGCCGUCCCGUUCGCCCAACCUCGCGCCCGCCAGCUCCGCCGCGCCAAACACCCACACGACGCCAACUCCGCCCAUCAUCCCCGGUCCAGCAAGCGGUCUCUCUCCUCCUCUCGCCGCAUCCUCCUCCGGUCCCGCCCAGCGUCCCUUGCCGAGCCUCACCUCGCCUCUCCCGCCAGCAGCAACAGCGACGCCGGGGUCGGCCACUUCCCCUCCGCCCCCACACCAACCCGGCCCGCCUACGUCGUCUGCUGGCCAGACGGCAGGACGAACAACGGGAAAUCCCAUGUCUGUGUCGUCGAUGCUGUCCGGCCCGCCGCGCGACAGGCCCCUCUCGGCUUACUCGCCUCUGACGAGUGCGGGAGGAGCGUCAGCAGGGGGUCGAGCUGGGUCGCCUCCUCAGCCGCCAGUCUUGCCGCCUACUUCGACGGCGAGCGACGGGCUGCAGAAGAGCCCGCAGAUGCAGCGGCAGCAGGGCGCACCGCCGGCGACUCAGCCCGGAACGACUCUGCCAGCCUACGUCGCUUCGUCCGUUUCGAACCCCGCACCUCCGACAAAAGCAGCAGUCGAGCCAAUUUCUACUUCAGCACUAGGCGCAGCUCGCUCGUCGUACCCGCCUCUCCCCUCCGCCUUCGCGCGCGAAAACCCCUAUUCUCCUUCGACGACUUCUGGCGCGACGUCCGGUACCGCCACGCCUGCGAACGCAAAAGCCCACGUAGCAGGCCCGAACGUACAGAUCCCGCAGCAGCACCAGCGCGAUGCGGCGGCUGUCGAGGUCAAGAAGAGCCUGUUUCCGGCGCUCGGGCUGGGUGGAGCGGGGAUGUAUGGACGACCGGCUGUUCCUGGUGCUGGGGCGGGCGGACGGACGACGGGCGCAGCGGCGAGUGGAGCGGGACAAGGAGUGACGGGAUCGUCGGUCGGUGGACAACCGUAUCCGUGGCAGGCGCAAGCGGCGCAGCAGGCUCAACAGGUCCUCGCGGCUCAACAACAGCAGCAGGCGCAACAGGCUGGAGGGAGAAAGACGGCGAGUGGCAGACCUGGCGCGACGACUUCGGUUAGUGCGCCGGCUGCGCCGACUGUUGGAGCUGGGCGAGGAGGAACGGCUGCGGCCGGCAUCAAGGGCGUGGCGGCGGGCAAGGCGCCUCAGCCGCAUCAGCAUCAGCAACAGCAGCAGCAGCAGCGCUACCCUCCUCCGCAUGCUCUCGACCCUUACGGCGGCGCUCGAAACGUCCAACAGCCGCCCUCGUCCGCCGCUCCGACUGCUCCGCACGCUCCGCCCGCCGCACCCGGAAUUAACGGCCAUGCGACGAAGCGCCGACGAAGCGACGCCUCGGAACAACAGCAAGCGACUGCCCCUCCCGCGCGCCGGCAGAAGAGCGUCACGCCUCCUCCGCUGGCGCCGCCUCUCUUCACACACAUCGAGGCGCGGAAAGCGAUGAUCCAUCCGCCUGUUGUCGAGGUCCUGAAUGGAGCGGUGGACGAGUGGGCGAAGAGUGCGGUGAACGAGAUGGACGGGGAGAGGAGGUUCCUUGGACGUGUUGCGUACGAUGCGCUCGUCUCGCCGGCGAAGUUGCUCGAUGGUGGUGUUCUUGCACAAGGGGUGGGAGGCUACGUCGAGGUUGUCGUGCCGACUACCUGGAUUCUCGGUCCGCAUCGACUUUCCGCGCCUUCGACCGUCGACCCGCCCAUUCAGUCGUCUUGCUCCGUCCCGCCUAUCGACCUCCACUCCGUCGUCUUCGACGUCGGUCCUCCCUCGGCCUACAAUGGCGAACCCCUCCCCUUCACGCUCUCCACCACCCCGCUCAUCCUCCCCUCCCACCUCGCCGACCUCCCCUCGAUCCGCAAGCGCGAAGUCUGGGGCACAGAUGUUUACACCGACGACUCGGACGUGCUCGCGAUGCUGCUGCAUUCGGGCUGGGUGAGGGUGACGAGGCGCGAGCGGCGCGUCAAAGCUGGAGAGAAGGGCGCAGGGGCGGAUGCGAUUCGACGCGCGAGGAUCCCAGGCGAAGAAAGGAUCGUCCUUCCCCCGACGGAUGGGGAGGAGAAGGACAUCCCGAAAGCGUUGUGUGUCAAGUUGGGUGUGGUGCCGGCGCUAGUAAGGUACGAGGGGAUCGAGAGACAGGGGAUUCGAAGCAGGAGUUGGGGGAAUGGGCAUGAUGGCGUGAGCCUGCGGAUUGAGGAGGUCAAGCUGCUUGAUGACGUCCCGCCCGAACCCGUCCUUCGCACUCGGAAAACUCGCGCCGCCCUGUGCGCCCACCAAUGUGCCGAACUCUACCAUGACGACGUCCCGCACCACGACUACAACCACGCGCCCGCCAUCCCACCCGCAAAGCGAUACCGCUUCCCUGCCGACCCUCCCGCACUCGUCAACGGGGAUGGCCCAGCAGCCGACCGAGGCGACUUGCUCGUCAGCGACACGUUCGUCAUCGAUGCGCUGUCGGGCCGAGGGACCUUUGUUGGCCUGAACAAGGAGGAUGAGCGAGUAACGGGGUUUGAGCGGGUGCAGGACGAGGGGAGGAUGGAGGUUGAGGCUGCUGCUUGA
Messenger RNA from Rhodotorula toruloides NP11, 2964 nucleotides. Its product is annotated as Histone deacetylation protein Rxt3. Lineage: Eukaryota; Fungi; Basidiomycota; Microbotryomycetes; Sporidiobolales; Sporidiobolaceae. The record is from RefSeq and is a predicted model, not a curated record. The transcript is spliced from 5 exons. The coding region runs from base 1 to 2964 and encodes 987 amino acids.